UCAUGACUGAAUACUUAGGUGGCUGUAUAUAUGCGACCGUAUGUACAUUAGCCAUCCGUCUAGUUAACCAUGAGUUCAGCAUACCCGUACAUGCACUGGUAGGACUUGCUCUGACAGAAGAACUGUUUUGUUUUACAGCCACCGGCCUGGAACACACUAUAGAUCACGGCAAGAGAUUAAUCCUCACCUCAAAAUACCAGUUUGUAACAUAUACAGUGAAAUAGCCUAUAUAUGUGAUGGGAAAUUUAUGGAGAAAUGCAACUGCGUUGCAACUUGUUGACAGAGAUCAAAAACCAUGUCCAUCCAAGCAAUAACCUUGAUAACACUGGCGCUAAUCGGGGUGUACAUAACCACUUUUACAACAAUGGCCGAUGGAUUCAGAAUCGGGGCUUUCAACAUUCAAAUAUUCGGCAAGAAAAAAGCGGAGAAUCCGGAUGUAAUGAACACAAUUGCUAAGAUUUUAAGGCGAUAUAACAUUGUUCUUAUACAAGAAAUUCGGGAUAAAUCCGGAGAAGCUAUCAAGAAGCUUCUACAGGAGGUUAACAAGUACUCAGGGAAAAAACACAAAUUUGAGAUGAUUAUAAGUGAUCGCCUUGGUCGGACAAAUUCGAAGGAACAAUACGCGUUUUUCUACAGAACAGCGGAAGGAAUCAAAGUCGUAGACAGUUACCAUUAUGACGACGGGAGCGAAGCUACUAAGGAAGACACAUUCCAAAGGGAGCCAUUUGUUGUACGUUUCCACAUUCCACAGCUAGUCGUGAAGGACAUCGCCAUGGUUGCGAUACAUACAGACCCAGGACAAGCUGUAGCCGAAACAAAGGAACUCGCGCGUGUGAUUGAUGACGUAAUGAACACAUGGAAGAUCGAUGACGUCAUUGUGCUGGGUGACCUAAAUGCAGACUGCAGCGUUUUUCCAAAAAAAGCGUGGAAAAAUCUGUCACUGAGAACCAACUCCAAGUACUUCUGGCCGAUUGGAGACUCUGUUGACACAACGACAACCAACACUGAUUGCGCGUAUGAUAGGUUCAUACUGACCGGAUCACGUUUAAUCUCAUCAUUUGUUAAGAAUUCCGCGCAAGUCUAUCACUUCGACAAAGCUUAUGGAUUGGACCAAGAACAGGCUAUUGCGAUUAGUGACCAUUACCCCAUAGAAAUAGGCCUCGCGCUGGACACUGGAGGGACCAGCGUGGGCGGAGAUUCUUCAGACCCUGGAAAUUGCUGCUCUAAGGGAGGGACAGGGUUGUGUUCAACACUAAUUUCAGCUUUUGUUUCAUGUUUUGCGCGGCUGUUGAAUGUAAGAAAUUAAAGAUACAUUCACAUGUAAUGUCCAAUAUUGCACAAUAUUUACGUCAUUUCGAUCAUCGCGAACAGUUUAGUGUCGUCAACAUUAUGGUUUUUUUUUAAUUCUAAAACUUAUGGGGGCCAAAGAAGUUUCCCAGUCACUAGUUGACACAGCGGUCGAGUGAAGAAAAUGGCACUUACAUUUAAAAGAUUUCCCCUCAGAUAUGGGAGCAUUUUCCUGAGAAAGAAGAGUGCCAUUUUUCAGGGGCUUCCGCUCAGCCGUCACCUACCCUCGUAAGGGUUAGGUCAAAGCACUACCGUCGGUGGUAUCUUAGAGUGAAUAAUAGUGCUUCUGUGAUUUGUCAUAUUCAUUCAUUGCUCACCAAGGUCGUUAAUUAACCCCUAGAAUACAUUAAAUUCAUGUAUUUAUUAAAGUGUCGUCGGGGUUAUACGAUGAGUAACAUUUUCAGCCAGACUAGUGGUCAGUUUGUCAGUUUGAAAAUAGACUGACCGUUUCACAUGAAUGAAAAUGAUAUGCAACCCCUCCGAGGGAGUUUGAGGAAUAAGAAACACUGAACCUGUUUAGAUGAUAAUAGAGCCUAUGCCUAAACCCCGAUACGAGGGCUAGGGGAAAAACAACCCAUGCCUUUUCGUAGGAUCUGUUUGGUUUGAUCUUUGAAACAUUUUAACGGCUCCGUAGAGCUUUGUUGUGUGCAGUAGUUGCACCUGCUGGGUUACUGUUUACGAGCUAAAUCACAUGUAAAGAAGCUGUGAUAGUUAUUUUAUAUACUCAUGCUGAAUGCGUUGUGAGAGUAACUUUAAAACUUAGGUAUAUAUGUAUUUUUAUAUCUGUAUAUGUGGUAAUAUUUUACACAUUUUCAUCUAUAUGUGAUCUGAUAAAUUGACAUCAUUCCUUGAUAAAGGAACGGGCAUGGUAAGGCGGGGAAUAGAAUCCAGUUCACGAAACUGACUAUAGCUGUAACUGACAGCUGCUGACACUCUCGUAAGGCUGCUCCUUUUUUCAGUUCUCUUUUACUCUUUUUUAUUUGACAGGCAUGUGACUUAUAAAGCCCCAAAUAUGUAGUGGAGUAAUGUAUAGGUCAUAAAAGCGAAAAAUGUUACCUGCUCCAGUCACACUGAGAUAUCUUUUUUUUUUUGCAUUAGACAUUGUAGAGUGGGGAAAAUCACUGCACCACAAAUCUAACUUUCUGAAAAAAAAAACAAUCAAUUAAAUACAUAUGUAACAAAUAUUCAGCCUUAUAGUUCCCCUACGCAUAACAUAGCCAAAGAACCACUUGUGCCCUCAACCAGGAUUCACGUAUGACUGUUGUUACCACACGUUACGUAAUUCCAUAGUUUAACAGUUACUCAUUCUAAUUCAUAAUAAAACUUAUUUAAUACAAGAUAGCAUAUAUCUUUUCUUACACAAAAAUAUGUCACCAAAGAAAAAAAAAGAAAUACAAUGGUUAGAACUCUCUCUAGAGGUGCAAGCUACUUUCAAUAAUGAUUGCAUUAGUAUACUGUACUAAGAAGGAUACUUGACAGGCUAUGGCACAAAUACGGAUUUCAGACUUGUCAAAAUAUAACAAAACUUAUCACAUUAUAAGUUUCUUUUUUACAUAUGAGGAAAAAUGUUAACCAGAACGAAACCUUGACAGCACGUAGAAAUACACACAUGAAAGCCUCAGUAAAAAUAUUUUUCUGGUUAACGUUGAUCUUCAUACUAUAAAUUAAAGACACAGUGCCUCGUUAGAGCGGAGUGCUUUUUCGGUGGGUUAUUACUAGGCAAAGAUCUCUUUUAUGGCCAUAUAACUUUUAUGGGUGAUUCGACCAAGAUUUAUGCUUCUGAUCUGGACAUUUAUAGAGCUGUGCUGGGAUUUUGAAAUUUGAACUUCCUUAUCGUACUUCUCUGGGGCAAAUUCCCCGCCAUGCCUUACCUUACCGGGGCUUUUUGGAAAGGUAAAUUUACAACUUUAUUUUGUAAUGGUUUACAAAAAAGAAUAUAUUUAA
Liolophura sinensis is the source of this 3291-nucleotide messenger RNA. Its product is annotated as deoxyribonuclease-1-like. Bases 296 to 1306 code for a protein of 336 amino acids. NCBI's taxonomy places the organism in Eukaryota, Metazoa, Mollusca, Polyplacophora, Chitonida, Chitonidae. The record is from RefSeq and is a predicted model, not a curated record. Gene Ontology annotation, molecular function: DNA binding; deoxyribonuclease I activity. The transcript is spliced from 8 exons. Gene Ontology annotation, biological process: DNA catabolic process. Gene Ontology annotation, cellular component: nucleus.